AGCUAACCGUUAAUAUCGGGAGUGAGGCAUAGAAAGAAUUGAGUAAAGAUAUAGAUAACGUGGAACAGAAAGGAAAAUGGCACUCUCACUGUGUUCCGGUGUUCGCGUUCCUUAUUGCUCUCCUUCGUGUUUUUGGAAACCGAAUGGUAAGAAUUGCGAAGCGCCUACUAAGUUGCCAUGUGCAGUUCACAGUAACAAAAAUCCAUUGGUUGGAAUGGGUAUUGGGUUGGUAACGGCUUGGGUGAUGGGUUUAACGGCAUUGGACGCGGACGCCACAAGAAUCGAAUACUACGCUACCGUUGGAGAGCCUUUGUGUGAGUACAAGUAUGUGAAGUCUGGCCUCGGUUACUGUGAUAUUGUUGAGGGCUUCGGUGUAGAAGCUCCACUCGGUGAGCUUAUCAAUGUUCACUAUACUGCGAGAUUUGCCGAUGGAAUAGUGUUUGAUAGCAGCUACAAACGUGGUAGAUCUCUCACCAUGCGCAUUGGUGUUGGCAAGGUAAUCAAGGGACUGGAUCAGGGAAUUUUAGGGGGUGAAGGAGUACCUCCAAUGCGGAUAGGUGGUAAACGCAAACUGCAGAUUCCUCCACAGUUAGCAUAUGGCCCUGAACCUGCGGGGUGCUUCUCAGGUGACUGCAACAUACCCGCCAAUGCCACUCUUCUGUAUGAUGUUAAUUUUGUUGAGCUUUAUUCGGAACAGAUCGAAGUGAACGAACUCGAAACUGAUCAGAUACAUAUAUGCAUAUGAACCACACAUGGAUUGGGUAGAAGCAGACCUGCGGUAAAUAAAUUUAAUAUAUCUUCCUGUAGUAUAACGUGAAAACCUCUACUUAAAGCUAUUAUUGCUAAAGAGAUAAUGGUGAUAUUUACUGAGGAGAAUGUGGAUCAACUUGUUUGGCAGAAUCUCCUUCCUGAUUCCAGCUACCAUAAAUUAUUGUUCCUGUUUAGUGGAGUGGUACAUGAUUGACCUGGAUAUACCUUUUGAGAAUAAUGACCAGUUCUACCUGGGAUAUGUAUUAGAUAAUUCACGUGUAUCUCUGAAUGAUAAAAAUUUAUUAAUUCUUCAUAUGAUAAAUGUUACUUCUAAUA
This is a messenger RNA of Vigna radiata var. radiata (mung bean), 1086 nucleotides long. Its product is annotated as photosynthetic NDH subunit of lumenal location 4, chloroplastic. NCBI's taxonomy places the organism in Eukaryota, Viridiplantae, Streptophyta, Magnoliopsida, Fabales, Fabaceae. Gene Ontology annotation, cellular component: chloroplast. Gene Ontology annotation, molecular function: peptidyl-prolyl cis-trans isomerase activity. The record is from RefSeq and is a predicted model, not a curated record.